Molecule: messenger RNA, 1110 nt
Organism: Trametes versicolor FP-101664 SS1
Lineage: Eukaryota; Fungi; Basidiomycota; Agaricomycetes; Polyporales; Polyporaceae
Product: pre-mRNA splicing factor
Exons: 6
Coding region: 1-1110 (369 amino acids)
Biological process (GO): RNA splicing; generation of catalytic spliceosome for second transesterification step
Cellular component (GO): U4/U6 x U5 tri-snRNP complex; U2-type post-spliceosomal complex; U5 snRNP
Source: RefSeq, a predicted model, not a curated record
AUGGACACCCUCAAGGCUGAAAUCGCAGUCAAACGCAAGGCGCUCGCCGUCCCUGCAUCGGAGGGCGCUCGUCCCACAAAGUACAUGCGCAGAGGCGACCUCGAACGCCUCAAAGAGGAGCAGGAGAAGAAGGAGAGAGAGGAGAAGGAGGCGAGACUCCGGGAAGAGCGCGAGCGCGAGGAACGCGAACGCGAAGAGCGCAGGCGAGAGAAGGCGGCAGCAAAGGUGAAACAGGCUGGUAGUGCACGCAGAUCCUCGAACUCCCCACACCCAGAGGGCGGCCCUUCGACCGGCUCGCCCGCACCUGACUCCGCGUUGUCGUUCAACAUCUCCAACGAGGAGACCGUUCGGCGCCUCCGUGCAAAGGGCCAGCCCAUUCGACUCUUUGCUGAGUCCGACAAGGACCGCCGACUGAGGCUACGCGCGUUGGAGCUCAUCGAGGAGAAGGAUCAUGAGCGGCACGGUGGCCAGAACGACUUCAAGAAGGCGCUUGAGGACGUGGAGAACGUCGAGCGCCAGAUGAAGGACAGGCAAGUCCAGGACGAGUCUACGCGCGACAAGGGCAAGAAGAAGGAUUCCGAGGCAUCAUUGGUCAGCGAGAUUCUGGACCUCGGACUUGUGAAGACGGACCCGGACAAGUUGUACCCCAUCAUCUACUACGCGAUGAAGAGAGCGUUGAAGGAAUGGGAGCAAUGGAUGGACGAGCGCCCUGAAAAUAUCAAGCGUACGACGCAGGGCAAGCUGGCGGCAGCUACGCAACGCCAAUCUGCGGAGUAUCUAAAGCCACUCUUCAAGCUGUUACGAGCAAGGAAUCUGCCCCCAGACGUGCUUGCUAGAAUCGCCGAAAUCGUGCACUAUAUGCAGAAACGGCAGUACCAGAGGGCGAAUGACUCGUACCUUCGUUUGUCGAUCGGCAAUGCUCCGUGGCCCAUCGGCGUUACGAUGGUCGGUAUACACGAGCGGUCCGCUCGAGAGAAGAUUUCCGCAGAUCAGGUUGCGCAUGUGCUUAAUGACGAAGUCAGCCGGAAGUACAUUCAGAGCUUGAAGAGGAUCCUGACCUUUGCUCAAACAAAGUAUCCUCCUGAAGAUGUCACACAGCUGAUGGGAUGA